ACAGAAACAUUAUUAAUUAAUUCGAAUUGAUUUUGAUUUGAAAUGUCUUAAUAUGGUAAAGCAGAAUACUGGGAGGAACGAUACACAAGGUAAGAUCAAUGAAUGCAAAAUUAGGGAUCCUGAACCAUUUGAUUGGUAUUAAAGAUUUGCAGGUGUGAAAGAUUUAGUUUAAGGGUGUUUCACUCCAGAGAGUAAGCUUGUGAAUGUUGGAGCAGGGAAUUCAAGUAAUGAUAAUAUUUAAUGUGCAAGGAUUGAGUGAAGAAAUGUUUGAUGAAGGUUAUUAGAAUAUUACAAACAUUGAUAUAUCACAUGUAGUAACAAAAGCAAUGUAAGAGAAAUACAAAGAUAAGGGUCCAAAUUUCAAAUGUAAGAUAUUAGUUUGAACUAGAUUUGCAUAUGGAUGCAAGGGCUAUGGAUUUUGAGGAGGGAGUAUUUGAUGGAGCAAUAGACAAAGGGACUUUGGAUGCAAUUUUGGUAUAACUUUAAUAAAUUUGAAGUGUGGAGAGUCGUCUUCUGCGAAUGCUUAAAAAGUAAUUCAAGAAGUUCACAGAGUUUUAGGACCAAAAGGAAUAUUUUUUAUUAUUUCAUAUGGUUUACCUGAGCAUAGACUUUAAUACUUAGAAAAGCCUGAAUAUGAUUGGUACAAUGAAUUAGAUAUAAUUUAUACAGGAAUGUUGUAGUUAAAUAAGUUCACAAGCCAACGAUUUCAACUUCGAUUGCCAUUACAAAUGAGGAUAAAGAUGCUCCGAAUGUCCAUUAUAUAUAUAUUUGCACAAAAGUAGAUUAUUUUAUUAAAGAUUUAGGGAUAACCUAAAGGAGCUAAAUAAUGAUUAUGAAAUUAUAUAUAUAUAAUAGGC
This is a messenger RNA of Paramecium sonneborni, 857 nucleotides long. NCBI's taxonomy places the organism in Eukaryota, Ciliophora, Oligohymenophorea, Peniculida, Parameciidae. The record is from the annotation of a GenBank genome assembly.